UUGAAGUUUGAACUGGAGGCUUGGACGCAUUCCCAUUUCCGAUUAUUUUAAAUAUUUUAUUGUUUGGUCUUCUAUUACUUUUCAAUUUUCAUCUAAUUUGAUAAACAGUGAGUAUAGUUUAAACAAAAAAAAAAAAAACAGUUUUUCCAUUUUUAAAAUACCCAUACACGCAUCCAGUAUAUAAGAAGAGAUAAAGUGUAUACUUGUAAUUUUUAGUUUUCGAUGGUUUUAUGUGUAUUUCUGUGUAAAUACCGUAGCGAAAUUAAAACGAACAGUGAAUAUGAAAGAAACUGUGUUCUUGCUUCAUUAACGCAAUUGUUUUAAUAAUGGAGUCCUGUUGUUCGAGAUUCACGGCAGCGGAGGGCGGAGCCCGACUCGCCGCGGCCGCUGGUGCUAAGAACAUCAUGAUCACCGAACACACCAACUUUAUACCCACCAGCUUGUUGAUUGAGCACGCUCAUAGGAUACGGGGCUCACUAAAAUCUGGUUAUCAACGUUCCAUAUACCUAACGAGGGCUUCCAAGAUUGACUGCAUAGCACACGAGUUGAAGAUAUUGACCGAUUUGGUGAUCAGCGGUGUUAAGAGUUAUGAUGAUGUACAGGACUGGAGGCAGGAGCUGGAGGAGAAGCAGGUUAUAGUGUGUACAACGUCGGUAUUCAAACAAAUCCUCGUGGGAAAUAUGUUGGACAUGCUAAAAAUUAAUGUUCUCAUCAUAGACAGUUGCCAUUUAGUGUUUAAAGAUGACAAUCUGAGAUAUAUAAUGAAACUAUACAAAAACUGUGAUGUUUAUGAAAGACCAAGGAUAUUAGCUAUGACGUACCCUCUGUUCCAAUCAUCGAGAGAUGAUGAAGAUGGGGCUUAUGGCAAUGAACAAACGAAUGAUGAAUGUGAAAAACACGAAGGUGUUAAUGAAAUAUCCAAUGAUACCAUUAGUGACGACGUAAUGCAAAGCGAGAAAGAAAUUAAUGAUAUUAAUGAUAAUUCUAAUGACAUUAGGAUAGAUGAUAAUGCGAAUGAUAGAGAAAAUAAUGAAUGUGCGAAUAAUGAAAUGAUCAAAGCGUCUGAUGGAGGGAGCUCCAGUGAUAUCAAAGAAUAUAAAGGAAGUGAUGGUAGUGAUGAAAUUUGUGAAAGAAUUGACGUGGACAUUACCACAGAUAAUAAAAGAGAUAGUGAAAAUUUACAAGAACAUGAUGAUGAUAAAAAUAGCAAAAGCACUGUUAAUUAUGAAGAUACACCUGAUCUAGAAGUAAAAGAAACAGUUACUCGUGAUGUUAAAAACGAAUAUGACGAUACAGAAGGAUUUAAUGACAAAGACAGUGAAAUAAAAGAUAAUGAAACUAACAAUCCCAAAAUAAGUGAUACAUCAAUCAAUGAUAUAGAAUCUAGAGAGAGACCACAAAUUAUAGACGUGAACGAUUUAGGAAACAGCACCAAUGGAAUAGAAUUAAAUUCCAACGACUGUGAUGUUACAAACGACGCAAACAAUCAGGGUAGAGUGACAACCGCCAAGGAGAUGGCGGUAUACGAGAAUUCGGACGAUUUCGAGAUGUACGAGAAGUUGGAGUGGAGGCUGGAGGAGUUGGAGAGGGAGUUGUGCUGCGAAAUGGAUCUAGCCGAGGAUAUAGAUGGUGGGAAAAGGUUAUCACCAUCUAUAACGAAACCGAAGGAGGUGAUAAUAGAGUUCGAGAAGGCGCCGAGGGAACCCUCCGAUAGUUACAUACAACUGGAUAAGUUUAUGAGAGACACAAUAAAUGAGGCUAUGGAAUUCAUUAAUGAGCAUCGAUACGACCCGACGGAAAUAUACGGGGAGGAGCUGUAUGAAGAAUUCAUGAACAUACCGCACCCCACCAUAGAACCGAAGCAACUGUUUCAUCAGUUCCUGUUCGUAUUGGACGAAUUGGGUCCCUACGCAGCGGACAAAGCAGCGUUUUCGUUGCUCAGCAGGUUAGAAAAGCUGAAAAUCAAAGUUCCAUACGAGAGACACUUUUUACUACUCUGCCUAUGUACGUCUGUCUUUGUAAAGAUUCGAUGUUAUGCUGAUCUGAUAUUCUCGAGCUGCACGUCAGAUUGGGAGAAGCUGACGUCGUUUUCAACACCAAAAGUGCUCAGGUUCGCGGCCAUUUUGGAAGAAUUUCAACCGGAGAGCAACGAUAGAGUCAAUGAUGAUAAACCCAACGAAGAUAAUAAAAUGGAGAGAGUUGAUGAUGUAGUUAAUGAGAGCAAUGAUGCUACAGCAAAUGGAAUUGAUAGGAAUAUAGUAGAAAGUGUAUGUGAUAUACAAGAUAGCUGUAAGGCUGUUGGAAAUAAUGAUGCUACAAUUAAUGAUGGAGUUAAUGAAGGGAAACCAAUUGAUGAUUCGGAUGGUGGUUUAAAUGAAAAUGCAGAUAUAGUUAAUGAAGAUGAUGCAAAUAGAAAAGGAAUGAAAAGGUCGAAAACAAUAGAACUUCUAGACGAGAUUAAUGAAUGUAAUUUCGCUGCUCUCGGCGAUAAAAUUGAAGACCGAGUGAAUUUGAUCGAAAUGAAUCUAAAAGAUAUCAUUAAUGAAGAUGAGGAUGCUAAGAAAACAAUUUUAAAUAGCGAAGACGUGUGCGAUAACGCUUUAGAUAAAGAAUCAUCUAGAGUUAACAACAAUGAAUAUGCAUCUAAUAAAGAUGACACUGAAACAAAUAACGUAUCAGAAAAUGACAGCGCUACAGACGAAAAUAACAGUGAAUUCAUACGCGAAAACAGUGAAAUAGCAACUAACAGUGAUAACGCAACCGGCAACUUAAACGAUAACAGUGAAGUAACUAACAGUGAUACCGCAAGACAUGAUAACAGUGAAGUGACAAAUAACAGUGACAAAGUGGACAGUGUUGGUGAAGCGAAAGUGUUCAAACGCGGCAGAGGCAGGGGGCGCGGUCGGCCGAGAGUGAACACUAAGGUGCAGCAACAGCAGAACUCUGACUCGCUCUGUGGGAUCGUGUUCUUGAAGGAGCCGCUGAUGGCUAAGAUACUUUUCAUGAUCAUUGUGGACAUGUCACGCUCACGGGGCUCGCUGGCGCACCUGUGCGCGCAGUACUGCGCCGUGGAGGGGGCGGACGAGCCGCGCGAGAGCCAGCGCCAGGGGAGGAAGCAGGAGGACGUGCUGAAGAAGUUUCGGAUGCACGAAUGCAACCUGCUCCUAGCGACGUCUGCCUUGGAGGAGGGCAUAGAUCUGCCACGAUGUAACUUGGUUGUAAGAUGGGACGUGCCAUCUUCGUACCGAUCCCACGGGCUGUGCCGCAGCCGGGCGAGAGCCAGCAAGUCGUCAGUGGCGCUUCUGGCGGACGCCGACCGACACAGCUCCCUGCUGGUGCGCCACUUGGCAGUGUACAAGGAGUUGGAUCAGAUCGUAACAAGAAAAUGUGGGUGUGGUAUUCAGAACGAACCGACUUCUGAAGAAGAAAUCGAGGCGGAUACCUACACACAAUAUGUUAAAGCGUACACUCCCAAAGAUGAUGUUUAUGAUAAAAGCAUGAAUGAUGAUAUGGCUGAUGAUGGUGUCAUUAAUAUUGAAAAGCAAACUAAGGAGCUCGAUGAAGUCAAAACUAAAGCUAAUGAUACUGAUGUGAUAGUUGGGAACAAUGAAAAUGAAAUUAAUGAUAAACAUAAAGAUGCCCAAGCUAAUAAUGAUGCUAAAGUGAAAGGUGAUAAUGACAGAAAUGAUGAUGUGAUUAAAAUUGAAGAUAGAGAAACAGCGGUUCAAAGUGACAAAGUGUCGGAUAGUACUGUAGACGUUUUAGAUUUCCGAGACGGUGGUAAAAUUAGUGUUCAAAGUGUCACACACACCAAAUCAAGUGCGAAUAACGGUGAAAGUGUAAAUUUAAAAGUGAGCGAUGGUGUGUGCGCAUGUAAAAGUGAAGCAAAAAUCGGGAGUGAUUUGAAAGUGAGCUAUGAAGUGGAGACGAAGGGGGAUGUUGCUGCGAGCGUGGAUUUAAAUAGUGCUAUCGCUUUGAUUAAUCGGUACUGUGGUAAACUACCAUCCGACACGUUCACACGGCUGGCGCCCCAAUGGUGGAUGGAGCAGGUUCAACUCCCGAUGGGUGAGAAAACGCAAACCGCGUAUAUAUGCACGCUGCGCAUGCCCCUGAACUGUCCCGUGAAGUAUAACAUUGUGGGUCACCCGAUGCCAACACGGGUGCUAGCCCGACGGAUGGUGGCGCUGCAGGCUUGCAGGAUCCUGCACAAGUCUGGGGAGCUGGACGAUCAGCUUAUGCCGAUAGGCAAAGAAAACUUCAAGGCGGCCGAACUGGACUCGAAUAUAAGCACUGAGUUUUCGGACAACGGUGAUUCAGCAAGACCCGGGACGACUAAGCGAAGGCAGUAUUAUUAUAAACGGACAGCCUGGGCUUUCACGGACUGUCAGCCGAUCAUUGACACUACGGAUGCGGAAAUCGAAGCGAACCCGGUGCCCCAGCAUGUACCGGUGACAGGGAACGGCAAGCGCAACACGCUGCACGCGCUGGUGUCGGGGCUGUGGUGCGCGCUGCCGGAGCGCUACAACACGCGCGGGCGCCGCCUGCACCUGCCGCAGCACGCGGCGCAGGCGCUCGGCGUGCUGCUGCGCGCCGAGCCCGACCGAUUACAAAUCCCCGCGUUCCCGGUGUACACGAGGUCGGGCGAAGUGCGCGUGUCGGUCGAGCCGGCGCUCGAGGCGGACGUGCGGCUGUCGCCCAGGCGGGACAUGCUUAUACGGCGAUUUAUGCGAUUCGUAUUCUCUGACGUGCUGCGCGUGCGCCGGCGCGGUAUGAAGUUGGAGACGGAGGGAUCCACGCAAAACAAUUAUUAUAUUGUGCCUACUGUAAAAAGGACAAAACCGGACGGCACAACUAUGGUUGACAUAGACUGGGCUUUCCUUGAACUGAUAUAUAAACAUACGGAAGAUAAGAAACGUGAAGAGCUGUCAUGGAAGGACAAUGGGGUUGAUAAAACUGGCGAUAAAACUGUGGAUAAAACUGGAGAUAAAACUGGAGAUAAAAGUGUGGAUGACAGUGCAGAUGACACAGUUGAUAAAACUAUGGAAAAUGCAGUGGAUAAAGUGGCGGAUGUAACGGUUGAGAAAAACGUGAAAGUUGCAGCGGAUACGAUUGGGGAUGCUGUUGUUGAUAAGAGUGUGGGCAAAACAGUAGAUAGGCGGGUUGAAAACGAUCACACAGCUUCAAGGGAAUCCUUGCACGGGAGGAAGGGGAUUGAUAAAAAUGGGGAUAAAAGGGGGGAUAAAACUGUGGAGAAGCGAGUGGAAAAUCCACUGCUGGCGCCCGGGGAGGUGUUCAAAUUUGACCCGCAGAAAUACAGCGAGGCCGUCGUUACACCCUGGUACAGGAAUCAGGAUCAGCCUCAGUUCUUCCUAGUGGCGGAGAUAUGCUGGCACCUCACGCCCGACUCGUCGUUUCCGUCGGACCAGCACGCGACCUUCCGGUCCUACUACAGGGCGAAGUACGGCGCGGAGCUGACGCAGAGCGACCAGCCGCUGCUGGACGUGGACCACACUAGCGCGAGGUUGAAUUUACUGACGCCGAGGUACGUGAACCGCAAGGGCGUGGCGCUGCCCGUGUCGUCGGAGCGCACGCGGCGCGCCAAGCGCGACCGGCUCGACCAGAAGCAGAUCAUGGUGCCCGAGCUGUGCCGCGUGCACCCGUUCGCCGCGCCGCUGUGGGCCGCCACCGUGGCGCUGCCCUGCGUGCUCUACCGGAUAAACGCCCUGCUCAUAGCGGACGAAAUACGCCGCGCUGUAGCGGUGGACGUGGGUCUGGGCAUACCCCGGAUAGAUGACGAGACGUGCCCCGGAUUCACCUGGCCCCCGCUGGACUUCGGCUGGAGCCUGGCUGAGGUGCUCAGCGCCGAUUCGGAGAAGCACGAUAAGAAGAGAGACACAGAAGACUGGAGUAAAAACGAUGAACCGGAGAAGGAAGAAGUGAUGGAAGAACGGGUGACAACCGAGAAGAGUGAAGCAGAGCCGGAAGAAGUGAGGGAGAAGACGAUUAACGAUAUACUGCAGGAGAAGGAAGACGCCGAGAGUGGCUUCGAGAUAGGCACAUGGAGUAACGACAUGGCGUCCUCCAUCCCGCCCACGCCCGACGAGUUCAGCGAGCCGCUGCCCCACAACGUCACCCUGUGCACGUCCGCUACCGGUGGCGUGAAUUGGUCGGAGCCGAUACAGAAGCCGAAGGCGUUCAACGCGGGACGGACGUUUUCCAUGGCGGACAGCGAUUGCUCCUACAUGUCCAGUGAUUUCGAUACGGACGACUCGGAUCUCAACACCGAGGGCAGUGACGACGACUCGGAGGGAUUCUGCAGCAGUAAAAACACGAAUGCGGCCAUGGGCGUGCGCAUAGAGUACAAGACCGCGCACGAGGCGGAAGCGGUGGACGUCGAACGGAAGCGGCCCGUCGCGCCGGCGCCCAGCCCGGACGCGGCGGACGCGGCGCGGGACCUCGCCCAGUGUCGCCGCCUGCUCAGGGGGGGCAGGCCGCCCGCGGAGCAUAUCGAGAAAUUUAGAAAAUCGGUGGAAAUACACGAGAGGGAGAUAAUUGAAAACGGCCAUUUAAUAACCAAAGAUAAACCCAUUGUUGAUUUGUUACCAGACGUCAGAGAAACAGAUAAACAAAUAAACAACGACAUUGUUAAAAUCGUUAUUGAUAAGAAACAAGAAAUUAAAGUAAAAUAUGUUUCCGAACAUAAAAAAGAUGAAGUUUCACUUCACAAAGAUUUAAUAAUCGAAGAAGCUUCGUUCGGAAAUCCAACAGACAAUAAAGAAAAAGCAUCUAUGAAAAGUAUAGACAUAGAUUCUAUAAAAGAUCUAUCUAAAGACAAUAUAGAUAAUAACUUAGUUACAGAUGGUAUAAAAGAUUCAGAUAGCACCGUAAAAGAUAGAUUAAUGCACGUAGACAAUAAAGCCAUAAUAAAUGUUCACGUAAACAAAUUAAUUGAAUUACAUCCAUAUUUAAAUGGCGUUCAAUUACAAAACGGACAGAUAACACUCGAAUCCAUAGAGAGGAACAAACGGAAACUGCUCGCCGAAUUGAAGGGAUCCCUAACGGAUGCGGAAAUAAAGAAACUCAACUGUUUCUCUAUGAAGGACAUCGAUAUAGAUGCGCCUGAUUACGUCAACGAGAAGAUCGUCAAUGUCGGCUUCGAUAGUAAGGAGAGAUACGCGAAGGUCGCGAGCGAGUGGCGCGACGCGGGCGAAUCUCGACCUUAUUACAUGGACGGUGCGUGUCAGAGUUGCAAGGAGUUCGAUUUCGAUUAUCAACCGAACCUCGAGGGGCACCCGGGGCCAAGUCCUAGUGUUAUAUUGCAGGCGUUGACGAUGUCGAACGCGAACGACGGCAUCAACCUGGAGCGGCUGGAGACGAUCGGCGACAGCUUUCUGAAGUUCGCCAUAACCGCCUACCUGUACUGCGCGCACCCGGCCGUGCACGAGGGCAAGCUGUCGCACAUGCGCAGCAAGCAGGUAUCGAACCUGAACCUGUACCGGCUGGGCCGCAACAAGCGGCUCGGCGCGCGCAUGAUCGCCUCCAAGUUCGAGCCGCACGACAACUGGCUGCCGCCGUGCCACAAGCCGCCGCCCACGCUGCAGCCGGGCGCCAGUGAUGAUCAAGAGGCCAAGGAGAAGAGCGUGAAAAUGCCGGUCGACAAUACAGGAUGUUUCAUUCCGUACAACUUAAUUACGCAGCACAGUAUACCGGACAAAUCCAUAGCGGACUGCGUGGAGGCCCUUAUUGGGGCGUACCUGCUCGAGUGCGGCCCGCGCGGGGCGCUGCUGUUCAUGUCCUGGCUGGGGAUCCGCGUGCUGCCCCGCCACCUGGUGCCGCUGCCCGACGACCACCCCUACGUCGUGAAGAGGAGCGCCACCGUGGAGCCGCCGCCCGACGACUGGGGCUGGCGCGCGCGCCGCGUGGGCAGCCUGCGCCCGCGCCGCGACGCUAGCGGCCGCUGGCUGCAGCCAAUAUUCGGUGAGCUGAAAGCGCCCCCCUCCCCCCUCCUCCGGUACAUAGACGACCCAGAGGGGGAGCUGGAGCAAAUGCUGUCAGGUUACGAGGAGCUGGAGAGGACGCUGCAGUACCGGUUCCGGGACAGGUCGCUGCUGCUGCAGGCGCUGACGCACGCGUCGCACCAGAAGAACCGCCUCACCGACUGCUACCAGCGGCUGGAGUUCCUCGGCGACGCUAUCUUGGACUACCUGAUCACGCGGCACCUGUACGAGGACGCGCGGCGCCACUCGCCCGGCGCGCUCACCGACCUGCGCUCGGCGCUCGUCAACAACACCAUAUUCGCCACGCUCGCCGCGCGCCACGGCUUCCACAAAUACUUCCGGCACAUGUCGCCCGGUCUCAACGAGGUGUUGACAAAGUAUGUUAAAAUACAAGAGGAGAAUGGGCACUCUAUUAGUGAAGAGCACUAUUUGAUUCAAGAGGACGAAUUGGAGCAGGCCGAGGACGUGGAGGUGCCGAAGGCCCUCGGCGACCUGUUCGAGUCCGUGGCGGGUGCGAUAUUCCUGGAUUCCGGCAUGUCGCUGGGCGCGGUGUGGCGCUCGUACGCGCGGCUGAUGGUCGCCGAGCUGGACGCGUUCAGCGCCGCCGCGCCCAAGUCGCCCGUGCGCGAGCUGCUCGAGGCCGAGCCCGACACCGCCAAGUUCGGCAAACCGGAGCGGCUGGCGGACGGGCGGCGCGUGCGCGUGUGCGUCGAGGUGUUCGGGCGCGGCACCUUCAAGGGUGUCGGCCGGAACUACCGCAUCGCCAAGGGCACAGCCGCCAGGUGCGCGCUGCGGCACCUGCGCGGGUGCCGCGUCAGAUAGGGGACGGCGGAUGAAAAAUUAAUGAAAUGACUGUUCAGAUGUUUUGUUUAUUUUCUGUGUAAUAAUUGUGUUAGAGAAUUGAUUAUUAUACGUAAUUUGUGAAUUUCAAUGUAUUUUACACGUGAAUUUGGUGUUUAACCAUUGAUCAACAAUAAAGCUGUAUAUACAAUCGUCGUCAAGUGUCUGAGCUACAAGUGUACGCAAUCUGAGAUUUGGGCCGAGUUUAUAAUGUUUUUUGAUUUUUCGCUUGUGCUUUGUAAUUCCGACAUUACUUGAAAACUAAUAAGGUUGAAUUUAUUUUAUUUUAUUAUUGCUUUUGGUUCGUUAUUUUGCGAUUGCACCUCCGAUCAAUGCUGAUAAGGUUGAUUUCAGCAUUUUUUUCUUUGACUAGAAUUUUGAUAAUCACAUUUUAGUACAUUUGGAAGUAAAUUUUUGUAGGGGAAUAUGUAUCUAUUGUCAUGGUUGAUUGAAGUGUUUAACACGUAUGAGAAGCUUAGUUUAAUAAGAGAAGAAAGAAGGAUGAGACUAUUGUAAGAGCCACACUUGACUAUGUUUGAUUAAAUAAGUAAGGAUGUCGGACGGCACUACCGCAUCGCUAAAUGUAAAGCCGCGAGUGUAUUGUGCGGCACCUGGUGGGGUGCCGCGUCAGAUAGGGGACGUCGGAUGAAAAAAUAGGGAAACGAUAAACGAUUUUUUUUAGAAUAAUGGAAGAUGAUGACAACAACGAAAGUGAUCAGUGAAAAUGUAUAAAACAUAGUUCUAAUGACAUUUCCUUGUUUUUUUUUCUAUUAUUAUUGUAUAAUUCGUAAUAUAAGUGUAUGAAUUGUAAACAUAUUUUAAAUGUCUCUCGCGUAGGUAAGGUAAAUGCCGUAAUCUACUAUAUAAAAAUAAGUCGGGUUUUCCCUCUUGACGCUAUAAC
This is a messenger RNA of Zerene cesonia (dogface butterfly), 9738 nucleotides long. It is a transcript of the gene Dcr-1, whose product is annotated as endoribonuclease Dcr-1. Gene Ontology annotation, molecular function: protein binding; RNA binding; ribonuclease III activity. Lineage: Eukaryota; Metazoa; Arthropoda; Insecta; Lepidoptera; Pieridae. Gene Ontology annotation, cellular component: nucleus; RISC complex; cytoplasm. Bases 327 to 8819 code for a protein of 2830 amino acids. The transcript is spliced from 42 exons. The record is from RefSeq and is a predicted model, not a curated record. Gene Ontology annotation, biological process: apoptotic DNA fragmentation; pre-miRNA processing; siRNA processing.